Molecule: messenger RNA, 3875 nt
Organism: Nomia melanderi (Alkali bee)
Lineage: Eukaryota; Metazoa; Arthropoda; Insecta; Hymenoptera; Halictidae
Gene: CoRest
Product: REST corepressor
Biological process (GO): negative regulation of DNA-templated transcription; regulation of transcription by RNA polymerase II
Cellular component (GO): histone deacetylase complex; transcription regulator complex
Molecular function (GO): transcription corepressor activity
Source: RefSeq, a predicted model, not a curated record
ACGAAGCGUGAGUUAGACUCUGCGGAACACCGUGCAAUCGCAAGCUACCGCUUGCAUCGUAGAUUUUGUGAGUUUUCCGUGCGAAAGGGACCUAAUUAGCACAAUAAUUCGACAAAACGUCCAUCAAAGAAAAGCUGGAAGAUGGUUUUGGCGGAAAGAAACUCUGAAAAUGUUAGAAAUGGGCGCAGAUCAAGAGGCCCCAGCCCCAAUGGACAGACGGAAUCCUCAAGUGAAGAAGACGGAGUUCCAGCAGAAAAAAUACGUGUUGGACGGGACUAUCAAGUCAUUGUUCCAGAAUUUGUUCCAGUUAAUGAACGACGAUUAGAUCAAUGUCCUGAUAGAGCAUUACUUGUGUGGUCUCCUACAACAGAUAUACCUGAUCAAAAGUUGGAUGAAUAUAUUAUAUUGGCUAAAGAAAAAUAUGGUUACAAUGGAGAACAGGCAUUGGGAAUGUUAUUUUGGCACAAACAUAACUUAGAACGUGCUGUAUUAGAUUUAGCCAACUUUACUCCAUUCCCAGAUGAAUGGACUGUUGAGGACAAAGUACUUUUUGAGCAAGCUUUUCAAUUCCAUGGAAAAAGUUUUCAUCGUAUUCGACAAAUGUUACCUGACAAAUCUAUUGCUAGCCUUGUUAAAUAUUAUUAUAGUUGGAAGAAAACAAGAACUAGAACAUCAUUAAUGGAUAGGCAAGCAAGAAAACUAACAAGUGGUGGAAAGGAAGGGGAAAAUGGAAGUGAGAAUGGAAGUGAAUUAGGCUCUAAUACAGACAGCGAGUCAGAAGAAAAAAAAUGGACGAUCCACCGCGGAAUACGUCGUGGAAAGAACCAAGCUGUGCCAGGAAGCCAAGGCACUGACGCCAAAGCCCCAUCCGACUCGGAAAACGUCCCUCAGGUUCAGGGCUCGUGUAGCAACUGUGGCGUUGCUUGUCAUAGUGUACGUGCGACGCCGAAAGGACACGCGUGUCACAGCUGCUAUCUGCACUGGAGGCGAACCGGUGUAGCAAGACCGUUAAGUUCCAUGCCAGGUCGUACAAAUAAAAGAAAACCACCUCGUGGCCUGGUCGUUAAUCACGAUGAUUUAGCAGCAUUGGCUGGCCAACCGAAUCAAGCGAACAACAGUUUACAAGCAAUCGACACUGAAAUUGUUAGCUUAAAACGACAAAUACAAUCAAAUAAACAGCAAGUAAGUGCAUUAAAACGCAAAACAGCCGAUGGUAUUGAAGAUUUGCGGCCGCCGGAAGUGUCGAGUCGUAUAAACGCUCGUUGGACAAAUGACGAGUUAUUGUUAGCCGUUCAAGGUGUUAGAAAAUAUGGAAAAGAUUUCUCCGCGAUCGCUGAUGUAAUUGGAACCAAAACAGAAGCGCAUCUACGAUCAUUUUUCGUGAACUACCGGCGGAGGUAUAAUUUAGAUGCAGUUUUAAAAGAAUACGAGGCUGAGAAUGGCCCGAUAUUGAUUGAUGACGAGAAAGAAGAGAAGAUGGACGUCGAUCAACCAAAUGAAGCAGCAGAGUCAUCGCAAAAGACAAAAUCAUCCGUUGGUCUUGGACAGACGGCUAAAUAACAAAUGAGUAUGUUGCUGAAUACUAAACGCGAGAAAAAUAAUCACAGGCACUUUGAUAAUCGAUAAUAUCAUAGAAGAAAGAGGUAUUUGUCCAUAAUUCAGUUUGCAAUUUACAUUUAUUUUUAUUCUUAGUUGUAUCGCUUUGCUCUAUGGUGGUGCGAUUAUACGUUAGGAACAACCAAGUACAAGAAACAAUGUUCAUUGAACUUGUGCGCGGUACAAUGAUCCAUAUAACGAAUAUAUGGACAAAUUGAUACUGAAGAAAGCGUGUGAAUUUAUUUAGCUAGACUUAUUUUUAGUGUAAUAUACUUUGUAUGUGUCUGAAAUGGGAUUUUCCUUAAACAGUCUGAAAGAAGCAUGGUUCCAUUAAAGACAUUUACCGUACAAUACUAAGAAAAAUUUUAAGUUCUCAUUAAGUUGAUACAUCCAAAUGCAGGUACAAGCAUCAUUAAUAAUAUAUAAAUAUAUAUACUGCACGUAAUCAUGGAUGCACAGUACGAUUUUCUUUUGUAAGUAAAUUAAUUCUAUUCUGUAGCACAUAAUAUUUCUAGGUAUGCAUAAUGGACAUAACAGUCCUAUUUUGACUAAUGAAAGUAAUUUAAACACAAAAAUUACUUGUUUCGAGUGAGGAAAGAUUAAAUUAAUAACGGAUGAAGAAUCAAUAAGAUUGUAAAAAUAUUGAAAAAAAUGAUAUAGUUCGCAUCAUUAAGAAAGAUCGUGUAACGCUUGGUAACAACCAUAAACCAAACAGUUUAUAUACCGGAGAAUUAAAAUGACAAUUUCAUGUACGGAUAAUCAAGGUACCUUGUGACUAUUUCAUUACUCUAACGAUUUUUUACCCGUGCUCAAAUAUUAACUAGCCACUGUUCUAAAGUUUAUGUUGCUGUAACACUGCUACGUUUGUAUGGAGUUCAAGUUCUGCAUGAAUUUCGUGUCAGUUUAUCGCAUUCUAUAUUUAAUUAUUUAUAAAAAAACACUUUCAAGGAUGUUUAAAUAGUUUAUGUUACGAAAUUUAGAUUAAAGAAAGAUAUAAUUAAGGAAAAAUAUACACGAUGUGAUCGUUUAUUUCACAUUUCAUUUAUGUAAAAUACUAUUCGAACCGUUUUAAUAUUCCUUUUUGUAGCGUCGUACAAUGUCAAUGCCGGAUGAAAAUUCUUGUAUUUGUGCCUAUGCAUUUCUGGGCGUACAAAGGAAAUUUAAGGAAUACAAGGUUGUGUGUUGAAACAACACUUUUCUUAAUCCUCACCGUUUCACUAUACGCUAAAUCAUAAUGUGUGUACUCAAAUUAUAAUAACGUUACAAUUUACCACGAAUCAGACAAUCUUCCAUUCGCAGCGGAAACGAAACGACGGGGAGAGAAAAGUUCUCUACAUGUUUCCAUUUUUAAAUUGUUCAAAUUACUAAUUACGACUAUUUGAGGGAAAAGAAAUUGACAGUGAAAGGUUUAACACGAUUGUCGCUAUGUUAUUUUAUUUAAAAUAUGAAAUUGUAACGGUCGUGUUAAACGUCUCAUUGAUAGAGAAAUAAUGCUCAACGAAAAGGUACAGUUUCAUUCAAAUUUUAACAAAGGAAUAUGUAAUAUUUUAUCAAGAUACAUCACAAUGCAAAUUUCUUUUACAAGUUUUAUAGAAUAAAAAAUUUGAGGGGCAGAAAAUCGUGUUGCAAAAAAAAAAUAUUACCUUAAGGAAAAUAAAUAUAUUUUUGUGGCUUUCUGCUACCUACUCGAUCCAGUUGUAUAAACGAAUAAUGGUUCCUGAAUAUUUCUAUUAUGCAAAAUUAUAUAAUGAAAGCACAUAUAUAAAUAUGUAUUAUAUAAUAUAAGAAUUGACCGUAUUAUGAAAAACGGUGCUUCUAUACUUCAAAGCACAAGUUUCUGCACUCCAAUAUAUAUAGAGGAGUAUCCCAAUUAUGAUAGCAAAGUAUAUUGAUUAAUUCGAAUGAAAAAAAAGAAUUCCAAAAUAGUUACUCAUGUACUGUUACAUAUUCAAACAAAUAUAAAACGCAUAAACCUGUUCACGUCUUGAUAAAAAUAAUUUUAGAUUGAUAAGGAGAUCUUAAUAAAUCUAUUUUGAAGAGAUAGUUUAAUCGCGUCAAUUGUUCUAAAAGAAAAAGAAUUCAAAUUCCAAGGUAACUGUAUAAUACAUAAACAAUAGCACCUUUUUUUAUUAUUGUCGUUUAAUCACACUUUUAAGACCUAUCGACUUCCAAUAAUUUUCACAGUGAAACAUUAUAAAACUCAAAUAUGCGUCACUCUUUAAUAUAGUUUCACGUGUACAUUUAUUAUUAAUAGCAACAGUAAUCACAUUAUGAGUUUA